AUGAAAAUAAUCAACAUUUUUAUUUUCAUUUGUGCCUUUUUGGUCGCAUCCAGUUUGGCCGCUCCUAGCAAACUACCUCUUCCCUUGUCUGUGCAGCUGAGCCAUUCUCAGUUGAUAAGCGGACCAACUUUGGGCAACCUCUCCGAUGCUCGCAUAGUGGGCGGUGUUUUGGCUACCGAAGGAGAAGUCCCCCACCAGAUAGCUCUUUUGCGGAACGGCGGCAUGUGGUGCGGAGGGUCGCUCAUUGGCCCUCGAACAGUUCUCACAGCAGCCCAUUGCGUGUUUGGCUCUGAGAGUCGGCCAUCCAUUUUCAAGGUUCGCUACUCAACCCUGGACAACACAAAAGGUUUUGAUUUGGCAGUCAGCAAAAUAAGCCGUCACCCAAACUACUCCUCUGCCACUGUUGACUACGACCUGGCCAUUCUCACUUUGGAGGCGCCUUUCACGCCCAGCACCACCGCCGCUGUGAUAGCGCUCGCCGAGAAGACGCCCUCUGAGGGCACACUGAUCACGGUGACUGGAUGGGGACGACUGGCUGCCGGCGGCGCCUACCCCACAAAGCUCCAGAAAGCCGACACUCUGAAGGUGAUGAGUCGAGCGGAGUGCGCCAGCAUUUGGGUUCCACUCGGGGCUAGCAUCACCGAGCAGAUGUUCUGUGCCAUCUCCAAGACACAGUCGUCCUGCAAUGCUGACUCAGGUGGGCCGGCAACGCACAACGGCCUUCUGCUUGGAGCGGUCUCCUGGGGGUCGUCCAGUUGUCUGCACGCCACUCAUCCUAAUGUUUACGCUGAUGUGGCUAGCCUUCGCGAAUGGAUUGUUGAUCAAAUUCUCUAA
Molecule: messenger RNA, 834 nt
Organism: Rhagoletis zephyria (snowberry fruit fly)
Lineage: Eukaryota; Metazoa; Arthropoda; Insecta; Diptera; Tephritidae
Source: RefSeq, a predicted model, not a curated record